Molecule: messenger RNA, 534 nt
Organism: Rhizopus microsporus ATCC 52813
Lineage: Eukaryota; Fungi; Mucoromycota; Mucoromycetes; Mucorales; Rhizopodaceae
Exons: 1
Coding region: 1-534 (177 amino acids)
Source: RefSeq, a predicted model, not a curated record
AUGACGAAGGGUGGUGCGGAGCGCAAUGUCGUUUUGGCGAUUGAAGCUCUUUUCCCUGCACUCAAGGAUUUGGAUAUAGGUCAUCUUCGUGAAUCGGAGUUUGCUGCCUCUUUCAUUCAUCCUCUUGUCCAAGCAUUACUUUCUUGUGAAAAUGACGAUAAAGUUGCAAGAUGUACUAACACCCUUCCAGACAAUGGUACUGAUGUGAAUCGACGUUCAGAUUACAAAGUCAUGAUGUAUGACCAGUAUCAACCUUCCUAUCGAACAUGUUUUAGGGGAAUCAAAGGUGAAGGAUCAUCCGAUACACUAUCAAUAAUGAACUUCUAUCGUUUGGGCGUGUUCGCCAAAUUGGAAAUGGUAUCCAGUAACAUCAACGGUGUGCUGUGCUUCCAAGCGCUUGGAACAUCAAUCAUUUUACACAAUGGUCCAUACGUAUUCCACCAUUUAUGCAUUUGCAGCACUUGCAACCAUUAUAAUACCAAAGACCAAAAGCAGUAUCAUGUUAAUGACGAGCAUUUUGGAUUACCUUUAUAA